AUGUAUAAAUACUAUAGAUGGCACGUUAAAAAAUUGAUAAGUGAUGCGUACCGGCAAAAUAUAAAUAAUUUGCAAAAAAGUAUUUUUGAUGAACCAGCUAAAUUCUGGAGAUAUGUCAAAGACAAGCGAAAGGAUAGGCGAGGUGUUGAUGUCUUUUCCUAUGACGAAGGUGAAGUGGCUGGGCAGGCUGCUGCCGACGCUUUUGCCCGAUAUUUCGGCUCAGUUUUCCAAUUGAACCAGCCGCACUUGGACCCUGAAGAAGCUGCUCGCGCUGCUCAUUCACAAGUAGGUGCUAGGGUUAUUGCUGUGUUAGAUGUGAGUGAGACUGAUGUUAUAACUGCUGUAAAGCGUCUAAAACCUCAAACUGCGGGGGGUCCGGAUGGAGUGCCAAUGUUUCUAGCAAAAGAUUGUGUGUCAGCUUUUCGGGCUCCACUGAUCUACAUCUAUGGCCUUUGUCUUGACUCUUCGAUGUACCCGCAGUGCUGGAAGCUAUCGUGUGUAACGCCAGUACCGAAAGGAGAUGCAAGGGGUGACGUAACGCAGUACAGACCUAUCGCGGUACUAUCAGUGUUUGCAAAAAUCUUUGAGUCUAUCGUUAAUAGGCACAUUUGUGGGCAAGUGGAUGGUCUGCUGCACAAUAGUCAACAUGGCUUUCGCAGAGCUCGUUCUACUACUACAAAUUUGGUUGCGUUGGUGGACUACGUAUCGGCAGAGAUGGAUGCAGGUCGCCAGGUUGACGCAGCAUACUUCGAUUUUAAAAAGGCAUUCGACCUGGUGGACAAUGACGUGCUGUUGGGGAAAUUGGCGUUAUUGGGCUGUACACCUAAGCUCCUACGGUUUUUUGCCAGCUAUCUCGCGAAUAGACGACAGUUCGUUAAAGUGCAAGGGUUUACGUCUACAGAAUACUACACAAGGUCUGGCGUAAGUCAAGGAAGUACGUUAGGCCCAACUCUAUUUUUAAUAAUGAUUAAUGACUUGCCCGAUACCAUUCGUAAUGCUCGAUGUCUUUUAUUUGCUGAUGAUCUUAAGCUGUUCCUGGGUGUGAGGGAUAGUGUGGAUACAGCAGCCUUGCAAGCGGAUAUUGAUGCGGUGGGUGAAUGGAGUGUAGCUAAUCGUAUGCCCUUUAAUAACUCUAAAUGUAAAGUUAUUACUUACACCCGUAAACGUUACCCAAGUUUGCAAAUUUAUAAAUUAUUUGACGCCUGCAUAGAUAGAUUUUAUGACAUUUGUGACUUAGGAUUAAUAAUAGAUAGUAAAUUAGACUUUCACAAACAUGUGAUAGAAACCUGUAAAAAGGCGAAUAAAACCUUAGGCUUUAUUAUACGGACUUCAUAUGAAUUUAAUGAUGUAGUUGUGGCCAAGGUACUAUAUAAUGCUUACGUACGCAGUACACUUGAAUACGCUGCUAUAAUCUGGGACCCCCACGAGGACAAAUACUCCACCAUGGUUGAACGCGUUCAACGUAAAUUUGCACGGUGGCUCUAUCGACAGCAAUACGGGUAUUACCCAUACCUGUAUCCCUCGCUAUUUGUUACAGGUAUGGUGGAACUUAACUUGCUGUCUAGGAGGCGAAAGAUGCUCCUCCUGGCAUAUUUCAUUUCUGCAUUCCACCAUAAGAUAGAUGAUGAUGUGAUUUGUAGAGUGGAUCUACUGGUGCCCGUGCGUAUGCCUUGGGUGGGGGUUGGGGAGGGGGUGGUGGCCCCGCGCCGCCAACCUCAGCUCUUGCGCAAGCCGGUCACGCGCACACUUUAUGGUGCCAACGCACCUACCGUUCGUGCAAUACUCCUGAUUGGGGACAUACUCGCUCGGUGUAGUCAUGUUGACUUAUUUGCUGAUCGCGUGCAGUAUAUAUGUAGAGAGAUGAGACUGAGUGCCGCACUUUCCGUUAACUUCUUUCGGAAGGAUUAUACUUACAACAAAGAACGUGAUGCAUUUUACAAGGUCAUAGUUUCUGAAGAGGAAAAUUCCUUUGAAACGGCCUUUAUGGCUUGCGAUAACGAUGGGUCUCAAUUAUUUUAUCCAAAGGACAACGACGAAUGGAAAAUAAUAAAUAAUUUAAUAGAAGAUAUGCCUAAUGCGCCUAAUAUCACUGACAUCUUAGUCGGCAUACGAGACGAAGGUGUUAACGGACAACACUUUACCGUUGAUGGUCAUAUCGUGACAUCGAUUGUAAAAGACGCUCUAUCACAUUUGGACUGCGUAGUAAUGGAUCGGAAUACGGGUGUAUUAAAAGCAAGUGUCUGCGAAGUCGAGACUAGUCGCAGAUUUUUCGUCUGUAAGAAAAUUGACGAUUCACCCUGCCCUACUAUCGACAAAGGCUAUAUAUAUAAUGAAGAUACCAAAAAAUGUUACAAAGUCAACACAAGAAGAAAAUCUUGGAAGGAUGCAAUGCAAACGUGUUACAUAGAAGGAGGUCUUCUAGUAGUUGUAGAAAGCGACAAGGAGGCCAAUGCAAUCAUUGGAAUGUUACCUCAUUCCCCAGAAAAUGACCAAAAGUUCCAUUCGGGCUUCCGGAAAAUCUCUGACAAGUAUUACACUUUAAAAGGUAAAAACUUAGAAGACUCUUACAAUAAAAAGCCACCGCCGCCACCACUGUCGCAGACGCCAGAAAAGUCUUACAAUAGAUGGUCACCGACAACAUCGCGGUAUGCAUCGGCAAAACUACCAUCACCACCUUUGAAGUGUGGAGUACUAAGUAAAGAAAGUAGUUCUCAGUAUAACAGUUUAUAUACUCUAUACAUUAGUUGUGGAGAACUUAAUCCUUUCAUUUGUGAAAUGCAAGCUAGAUACUAACCUGUAUUUAUUCUUACACAAACCUGAAUCGCAGUGUAGAAAAAUAAUUAUUUUGCACGUAUUGUAAAUAGUAUAACGAUUACACCUUAGAAUAAUAACGCACAGAAUGAUAGUUUCAUAUCAAACGAACUGUCACAAGUGAGGCAAAAUUCAAAUUCAUGUAGGCUAGUUUUAGUAGUAGGUUAAU
Molecule: messenger RNA, 2980 nt
Organism: Hyposmocoma kahamanoa
Lineage: Eukaryota; Metazoa; Arthropoda; Insecta; Lepidoptera; Cosmopterigidae
Exons: 5
Coding region: 1-2793 (930 amino acids)
Source: RefSeq, a predicted model, not a curated record